This is a messenger RNA of Xiphias gladius (swordfish), 1000 nucleotides long. It is a transcript of the gene nsmce1, whose product is annotated as NSE1 homolog, SMC5-SMC6 complex component. The transcript is spliced from 8 exons. Gene Ontology annotation, cellular component: nucleus; Smc5-Smc6 complex. Bases 159 to 902 code for a protein of 247 amino acids. Lineage: Eukaryota; Metazoa; Chordata; Actinopteri; Istiophoriformes; Xiphiidae. Gene Ontology annotation, biological process: double-strand break repair via homologous recombination; DNA damage tolerance. The record is from RefSeq and is a predicted model, not a curated record. Gene Ontology annotation, molecular function: ubiquitin-protein transferase activity.
UUCACCACUUCACCUUACCUAGCAAGCUUCUUUCUGCAAAUUAUUCAAAAAUGCAGGUCGCCGCAGAAUUAAGCAGCAAAUAACCGAGGUCAACCGUUAACCGGCGAGGUCUCUAUGCUGGCGCACAUUAGCUAACAGUGAAAGUUCAGUCCAGAAACAUGUCACGACAGAUGGGAGACAGCCAUCGAAGGUUUCUACAAACCAUGAUGGCCAAGGGCAUUGUUGAUGAACAAGGAGCAAGGACACUUUAUCAGCAUUGCUGUGAAACACACAACACACAGUACACCCCUGACAAACUGGACGAUUUCAUUGAUACCAUCAACUCAAAGCUGCAGCCCAUGUUCAUGCAGCUUAGAAAAGGGAUGUCUGAAGACAGCGGUCAACAAUACUACGCCUUGGUGAACAUGGCUGAGACUGACGUCACCAGAAUGUCAUCAGAUUAUGCCGACAACGAGCUGGAACUGUUCAGGAAAACGAUGGACCUGAUCGUGGGCUCUGAGAAUGGCAAGGCCUCCUCCACCGACAUCCUGAACAGUGCCGACACCAUGACCACCAAAAAGCUGAAGAAGAGCGAGACAGUGCACCUCUUGAGCCGACUCGUGCAGGACAAAUGGCUCAGUGAGAAACGGGGUGAAUACACCUUGUCCACCAGAUGCAUCAUAGAGAUGGAGCCAUACAUCCGCACAAUGUAUCAAGACCAGGUCAAAGUCUGCCACAUCUGUCACGACAUCGCUUUACAGUGUCAAAUUUGUGAAAAUCCGACAUGUGGCAUAAAAAUACACAACCCGUGUGUGGCCAGAUACUUUAAAGGAAGAGCAGAACCGCGGUGUCCGGCUUGUGAUGACUUCUGGCCACAUGAAAUCCCUGAAGUCAGACGGCCUCAGUCUCAGUCCAGGAGAUGAGGACUCAAGCAUCAUCAUAUAUCAUAUAUUUGUUUGUUUGUUUGUUUGUUGAAAUUAAGUAUUUUUACCAUAAGUUUUUUUUAAUAAACCAAACUGUU